Kluyveromyces lactis is the source of this 1953-nucleotide messenger RNA. RefSeq names its product RING finger and CHY zinc finger domain-containing protein. Gene Ontology annotation, molecular function: ubiquitin protein ligase activity; zinc ion binding. Gene Ontology annotation, biological process: ubiquitin-dependent protein catabolic process; protein ubiquitination. The record is from RefSeq and is a predicted model, not a curated record. NCBI's taxonomy places the organism in Eukaryota, Fungi, Ascomycota, Saccharomycetes, Saccharomycetales, Saccharomycetaceae. Gene Ontology annotation, cellular component: nucleus. The coding region runs from base 1 to 1953 and encodes 650 amino acids. The transcript has a single exon.
AUGAGUCUUUCCAGCGGUGAUGAAGAUAGCGAUUGGGAGACGUUGGGCAGAGGAUUCCCUGAUCUUUCGCGGCUUUCGUUGAAGUUUCAAUGGGAUAGUUUUAUGUCAGACUUGCAGGGGGGUGCUACUUUUAGCGGGGCGCUGGAUCGUUUACAGACACUCAAGGCGAGGUGGGAUACUAUGUUACUGAACCUACCUUCGUAUGCAGAACGGGGAAGUUCUUCUCCGCAUGACGAUGGCAAAAAAGGUACAAGGGAUGAAUCAGGUACUGAUUCAAAGGAUAAGGCUAGUGCUGGUAUCGGUAUUGCCAAUGAGGAGAUAAAGGGUCCGGAGCAUACCGAUCCUACUGUUGUGACUAAGGUUCAUUCGGUGAUGCAUCCGACGAUGUACACGAACGAUUUAGUGAUGCCAAUGGAUAAAGAAUAUACGGAAUUAACGCAUUGGGAUGUAAAAUUCAAUCAGGAUGAGGAUGCGUUAAGGUCGAGGAUCAAAAAAAUCAGAGCGUUGGUUGAUUUGUCAGAAACACAAAAGGCAUCCAUGAUCCAAACGCUAAUGAUGAAGCAUGCCACUGUACCAAGCGAGCAUACCGGUUGUUCGCAUUCGCAUGAAUCUGACGAGCUGGUCUCUAAGGGUAAUCAUGUAUCGGAAUACAAUUUCGAUCCGCCAGAACCCACUGAAGAGGAUAAGAAGGAUAUAGACCAAAUACCUGGGGUUCGAGGGUGUCCGCAUUACCAGCGGAACUGUAAGUUACUCUGCAGUCAAUGUAACAAGUGGGUAUCUUGCCGGUUCUGUCAUGAUGAAGAAAUCGAUGACCAUCAUUUCCAAAGGGAGGCGACGCAAUGGAUUCUUUGCACGAGUUGUUUCCACUAUCAGGCGCCAUCAACACACUGUGAUCAUUGUGGCAUUGAAUUUGCAUUAUACUAUUGCCCAAUAUGCAUACUUUACGAUAAUGACGAGACUAAAGAUAUAUACCAUUGUGAUAAGUGUGGGAUAUGUCGACUUGGACUUGGGUUGGGACAAGAUUUCUUCCAUUGUGACCAAUGUGAUGCAUGUCUUUCCAUUGAGUUAUUGGGGAACCAUAAAUGUAUAGAGAACUCUACAAGGUCGAAUUGUCCAAUCUGUCGCGAGUAUAUGUUCACCAGUACGAUGGCUGUGGUUUAUAUGGACCCCUGUGGCCAUGCCAUCCAUCAGCAUUGUUUUGAUGAAUAUAUCAAACAUUCAUAUAAGUGUCCCAACUGUAAUGUCUCUGUGAUUAACAUGGAAAGAGAGUUUAGGAUAUUACACCAAGAGAUUCAAGAUUACAGGUUACCUGAGCCGUAUUGUUUUUGGAAAUGUAAGGUACAAUGUAACGACUGUCGCAAAAAGUCUAUGGUGGAUUACCAUAUCUUAGGGUUAUGUUGCCAGCAAUGUGGGAGUUACAAUACCAGACAGUUGGAAUUGAUCAAACCAGAGGAGGCCGAUAUUAUUGGAAGAACCAGUUCCAGCAAUGAUACCACACCUGCUUCUCGUACCCACAGUCGUUCAGGCAGCAAUGCCCAUACGGAUCGUAGACCAACAUUAACGUCCUCAUUGUCAGCAUUCCAACAACAGAAUAACCAAGAAUUACAACAACUGCGUGAUGAAUUGCUUCAUUCAAAUUUCCAGAGGGAGACUGUGAACUUGAAUUCGAACUGGUCAUUAGAUCAAGACCGUUUAAGGCAAAUGGAUGAUUAUUUGCGAGGAAUGGUGGAAACGAGGCGAGGUAAUCCCCGUACUGGAGGGUCAGCCGAAAACAAACAGGACGAUGAUGAUGACGAUGACUAUGACGGGCUCGGAUUUGCAACGAGGAUUACUAAUUUCAUAUCAAAACAGGCUCCAGACACCUCUGCGUUGCCGCAACUAUCACAGGCGUUUGCUCAAUUCUUGGGGUCGACACAUCAAGGUUUAUCAUCGAGUGACGAGGAUGAUAUAUGA